Messenger RNA from Diabrotica balteata, 1326 nucleotides. The record is from the annotation of a GenBank genome assembly. NCBI's taxonomy places the organism in Eukaryota, Metazoa, Arthropoda, Insecta, Coleoptera, Chrysomelidae.
AAAAGUUGUUGUAUGGUAUAAUGGGAUUAUACCAACUUACCAACCAUCGUUUGUUUGUAAUUUUAACUGUUUAUACUAUUACUUACACUAUUUAUUUAACAAAACAUAUUAGUGAUAAAAUGUUAUUAUAUAUAUUUUAAUUUAUUUAAAUUGUUUAUGCCUCUUUAAGUGGUUACACCGCUGAUUAACCCGAAGUUUAGAAAAUUGAGUUUAGUGAUUUGCUGUGUCUUCUACGACUUCCUUAGAGGAAAAAAGCUGUAGAAUCUAGAAGCGAAGUGAUACAUUAUUUAAUAAAAAUAAAAAGUUAUUUUCAAUAUGAAUGAUCCCAGUUUAAAUGUCAAGACAGAACCAAAAGAGGAGGGCGAGCUAGAUGAUUCUUUUAUUUCUCUGGACACAAAUGGCAGCAUAAAAAGUAGUGAACAAAGUCAUAUUGAAAAUAUUGUAAAGCCAGAUCCAGACAGUCCAUGUCCCGACAAGAGUCAAAUGAAUUCAAAGAAAAGCACAAUAGAUAGCUGUGUUAGGAUAAAACAAGAACGAGAAGAUGAAGUAGAUAAACAGAAGAGAAUUAAAGAUGAAACAACAACUGGAAUAUUAAGUACACCUAUUAAAACUGAACAGUUUCGUGAUGAGUCAAAUCCUUCUCCUUUUAACAAAGAGUUGUUUCAAAAUUUUACGCUACAUAGCCCUGGAACCAAGGACUGGGUGGACCUGAUGGAUGACGAACUGAGACAAGAUAGGAAAAGAGCUGUAAAACGAGUAUUCACUGAGCCAAUAAAAAAAGAAAUUAGCUCUAGUUCUAGUUCGUCAAGUGGAGAAUGGAAAACUGGUAGUGAUGACAGUGAUGAAGAAUUAGAAAUACCUCCUCCCCCAAAGAUGACAAAGAAUGAUAUACGAACUGUAAAUGGAAAGCUUCCAAGAAAAAAACCUAAGGAAUACGAGACUGAUCAAGCCGUACUUGCAAGAAGACAGAAACAAAUCGAUUACGGCAAAAAUACUCUUGGAUAUGAUGAAUAUUUAAAGCAGGUUCCAAGAGAUGAAAGAACGCCUGAGCAACCAAAAACUCCAAAUAAAUAUAUCAAAUAUUCCAGACGCGGUUGGGAUGGAUUGAUAAAACAGUGGCGCUUGCUUCUACAUCAGUAUGAUCCAUCGGAAGAAUCUAAUGAGCCGAAAGACGAACCUAAGAAGGAAAUAGAAGCUAAAAAUAAGAAUUAACUUGUUAGCUGUAACUUUUAUUUUUAGUGUAGUCUCAAAACAAGAUUGUAUAUAAUUGCGAAUAAUAUAAGAGAAUAGUUUGUUUGGAAAUGUUUUAAAUGAAUUUUAGUUUUA